UGCAAUUCACAGAAAAUGCCACCUAUGCUGGCACUGUAAUCGAGAAAACUCACUUAUUGAAUAGUAAUGGAGAAGAAGAAGUCAUAGUACCCACUGGUUGGUGAACAUAAACGAAGUUCAAGUUUAAAACAAAGACAAUGCCAUCAAUCACAAACAUCGUAUUCUUUUGAUACCCCCAAAUGGGCUCCUCCAACUUCAUCAUUGUGUCUUCAAUCACAAGCAAAAAGAAUGGUGAUUGAUUGACCUCUCAAUCCCUCAUUCAUAGGUUCAUCUCCCUGAUUUUCUUUUUCAGGAAUCAAACUCCAUUUUGGUCUGUGAGUCCCAGAAAACCCAGGUUUAGCAUUAACUGCACAUUGGAGGAUUGCGACUAUGUUAAAGAAAAUUUUGGCAAAACUUCCUCGGAAGUCAUCAAAAUCCGACUCAUCAGAUUCUGGUGGGAGCACUUCCUGCAGCAGCACUGCCGACUUGGGCAGUGGAAUCCAAUUUACCAAUAGUUGCAGUGUUAUUUCGAGCCGACUGAAUGUAGUGAAACGGAUGUCUUCAGCAAUUUUCCCAGCCAGCAUCACAGCUGGAGUGGAGGAGGUGGAGCCCCAUCUACCAUUCAAAGAUGUUUCAAACUGGGAGAAGCAGAACCUGUUUAUCAGUAAGUUGAACCUCUGCUGUUCGGUAUAUGAUUUUGGUGAUCAAGAUGAGAACUCCACAGAGAAAGAUGUUAAACGUCAAAUACUAAUAGAGCUUGUUGAUUUUGUUGCUUCUGAAUCUGCAAAAUUGUCUGAGCGAGCAGUUGAUGCUAUGUGUAAAAUGUGCGCGGUUAACCUCUUUAGGGAUUUCCCACCCAAGUAUCACUCCUAUUCUGCUCGUGGUGAAAAUGAAGUUGAUGAACCUGUGUUUGAUCCUGCUUGGUCACAUUUACAGCUUGUGUAUGACCUGCUCCUUAGAUUUAUAGAUCAUAGUUCCCUUGAUGCAAAAGUAGCGAAAAAAUAUGUAGAUCAUUCUUUUGUACUUAGGUUACUUGACCUUUUUGAUUCAGAAGAUCCACGAGAAAGAGAUUGUUUGAAAUCAAUUCUGCAUCGAGUUUAUGGGAAGUUCAUGGUGCACAGGCCUUUUAUCCGGAAGGCUGUGAGCAAUAUCAUCUAUCGUUUUGUUUUUGAAACAGAACGGCAUAAUGGAAUGGCUGAGCUUUUGGAGGUUUUUGGGAGUGUAAUCAGUGGGUUUGCUUUACCAUUGAAGGAGGAACAUAAGAUGUUUUUGUGGAGGAAUCUGAUUCCUCUUCACAAACCAAAAUCAGUGGGUAUUUAUCACCAGCAAUUAACAUAUUGUAUCGUACAGUUUGUAGAAAAGGAGCCAAAGUUGACCACUUCUGUGAUAAAGGGACUAUUAAGAUACUGGCCAGUAACAAAUAGCCAGAAGCAAUUGAUGUUCUUAAGUGAGUUGGAAGAGCUUCUGGAAAUGAUUAACACAGCAGAGUUUGAAAAGAUCAUGGUCCCAUUGUUCCGGCGUAUAGGAUGCUGCCUGAACAGCUCCCAUUUCCAGGUGGCUGAACGAGCACACUUCUUACUAAACAACGAGCACAUACUUAACCUUAUCAUGCAUAAUCGGCAGGUGAUUAUGCCACUUGUCUUCUCAGCUUUGGAGCGGAACACCAAGCACCAUUGGAACCGAGCGGUGGUCAACCUCACACAAAAUGUUAGGAAAAUGUUUUGUGAGAUGGAUGAAGAGCUGGUGCUUGCCUGCCAAAGCAAGUUUGAGGAAGAAAAUUCAAAGCUUAGUGUAGCAGCUGAGAGGCGGAGAUUGACAUGGGAGCGCUUGGAAACUGUUGCUGGUUUUCAACCGGUAGCUCGUAGUAUUUCAGGUCUUGAAGAACCUGCCACAUGUGUUGUUGCUUGCUAAUUUGCUUUUGCCUAGAGGUUGUCUAUGAGCUCAUUCCCAUGCUUUAGUUUCGGGGAAAACGACACAGUGAUAAUGUGUAGUGAUUUUGCUUGCAUUGUUGGAAGUUGUU
Ilex paraguariensis (yerba mate) is the source of this 1999-nucleotide messenger RNA. The record is from the annotation of a GenBank genome assembly. NCBI's taxonomy places the organism in Eukaryota, Viridiplantae, Streptophyta, Magnoliopsida, Aquifoliales, Aquifoliaceae.